Molecule: messenger RNA, 7097 nt
Organism: Saccostrea echinata
Lineage: Eukaryota; Metazoa; Mollusca; Bivalvia; Ostreida; Ostreidae
Product: NFX1-type zinc finger-containing protein 1-like
Biological process (GO): regulatory ncRNA-mediated heterochromatin formation
Cellular component (GO): nuclear RNA-directed RNA polymerase complex; nucleus
Molecular function (GO): helicase activity; zinc ion binding
Source: RefSeq, a predicted model, not a curated record
AUGGACGUAAGUGAGAAAAGAUACUCCCACUCAGAUCUUAAGUUUUUCAGCAACCUACCUGUUUAUCAAAUAUUGGAGAGCACCAAUUGGUCUGAAGAGCGCUUUCAAGAAACCGGUUUAGACUUUGAUAAUAUUGACCAAUCUUUAUUAUUUCUGAGUGUAUUUGCCAUAAUUGUUACUUGUGAUAACCAGUUAUAUCAAAUUCAAGUGAACAAAAUUCUCUCAAGAAUAACUGGUCAAAAGUUUUACUCUCACAUAAGUAACCUUUUGUGUAGAAUCGAGAUAAGGUCACCAAUUGCUAACGAAGAAUGGCUGGAAAUACUAGGAAAUAUUCUUGUUGUUUUACGGCAGCAAUGUUGCAAAAUUCCAUCGAUAGCUCUAGACUGUUUAGGACUUUGUACUUAUUUGAGGUCAGCGACAGCCAGACUUAUACUCUCAAGCAGUACUGAUACCUUGACCAACCGAUUAUCAAGCAUAAAGGAUGAGGUUGAGGCCAUCCAAAAUAGUUUGUCUGUCAAAGCAGUCAAAUCCCACGUAGAAAAAUGGAAGGACAAAAAGGAUAAGAGGAAACCACCAAAUAAUUUUCGGAAAAUACCGAUUCUACCUUCAAGGGGUGAUAUAUUCCAUGAGCCAUUCCUGAGGAAAAAUUUAACAAAGGGGUAUUACGAUAAUUUAGACCAUUAUUUAGACGUCCAGUUCCGGCUAUUAAGGGAAGACUGCAUUGCUCAGCUGAGAAGUGGUAUUUAUGAAUACAUCAAAACAAAAGCACUGAACACAAACAAAGAAAUAAAAAAGUUGCAAGACGUAAAACUUUACAAAAAUGUUAUUAUCAUUUCUUAAGAACCAUGCACUGGUGGCUAUUUAUAUCAAAUCAAAUUAGAUGAAACCCAUGUCAGUCGCAUUAACUGGGAAAGAAGCAAAAGAUUAUUGUUCGGAUCACUACUGUGCAUGUCGCUUGAUAACUUUCACACACUGUAUUUUGCUGUAAUCGAGAACACUGACUAUGAAAGGAUAAAAAAAGAUUGCACCUUGAAAAUAAAAAUCAGAAGACAGGAUAAAUCAGAUGUUCCCAUGCAUUUACCGAUGACAAUGGUGGAAAGUGCAGCCUAUUUUGAGUCUUACAGGCAUGUGUUGUCUUCUUUACAGAACAUCUACGAUGGAGAAUUACCUUUUGGUAGAUACUUAUUAGAGGGUCAGAAGAACAUUUAUCCUCCGCUCUACGUGCAAGACAAUACUGAUAUAGAAUACGACCUGGGUCCGAUCAUUUCCGGCGGCUACAUUUAGAAGAAUACUAGGGGAUCUGAAGAAGACUGUCGCCUGUUCAAAUCAAAUUCAAAACACUGGCCUUCACCAGACGAGCUUAAUCUUGAUGAAUCGCAAUGUAGGGCAUUGCAAUGCGCUCUGACGAGAGAAUUUGUGAUUAUACAAGGUCCACCUGGUACAGGCAAGACGCAUGUUGGCUUAACGAUAGCAAAAUGUUUGCUUCACAAUCGAAAGCAUUGGAUGAAUGAACGAAAAAUAAAUCAAGCGUUUCCAACGUCCAAGAACAAUAUUGGAGAAACAGAACACUUCAAUGAAACAUCUCCAGCAAUGUUGAUAGUUUGUUACACAAAUCAUGCAUUAGAUCAAUUCAUUGAGGGUAUCGUGAAGUUUUUAGAUCCUAAAAAUAAAAGUCACUGGGCACCAAAACUUGUUCGUGUUGGCUCAAGAUGCUUAAAUCCCACAAUAGAGGCAUUCUCUUUAAAGUACAAACGAAGACACCUAGCUGGUUUGAAAAUAGAUGAAAAGGGCUUUUUGAAUCAGCUUCAAGAAUGCCAUGAAAGAAUGCUGAAAAUCAAAUGGAUGCUGAAAAAAUCUUAUGAGAAUAUAUUUGGUGAAAAAAUUUUAAUGGAUUGGGUCAAAGAAGUAAAAACAUUAGUAGGAAGCAAAAAUGAAUUCAAUAUGCUACAAUGGUUGGAAAUUGAUUGCGAGUCAUUGCUUCAAACUACAUUGAAAGAUUAUGUAAAAUCUGAAAUAACAAAAUCCACAAAAAACAAAAGCAUACCUGAAGAUCUCCAUUAUGAAGACGAAGAAAAAAUUGUCAUAGAAACAGAGGCUGAGCGUAUUAAUAAAGAGCGGUAUAUCGAUGACGACGAUUACGAUGUUUGUACUGACUUUGAAGAAAUAGGGGUCAGUUUCGAAUUGAUAGCGGAUACAGUUUUGAAGAAUGGUGACUUUGAUGAAGUGUUCACAAAACUGCUGAAAGAGUGCGUCAGAAAGGGGAAAAAUAAUAUUCUUAAAGGUGAUGUUAUGAAAAAGACUGAAAUUCAAGAGUUCCUAAGCCCACCUUGCAGAAUACCCCUAGAUCAGAGAUGGAGGAUGUAUCGAUACUUCAUCCAAAAACUAAGAAGGAAAGCGGAACACCUCCUGAAUGCAGGGAGAAUCAAAUAUGAAGAAAUUUCAAUAAAAUAUGCACGUGAGAAACAGAAGAUUGAUCGCGAAAUCCUUUCACAUUCAGCAAUUAUUGCCAUGACAACUUCAGUGGCGGCUCGUUAUCAGGAUGUUCUGAGAGAAAUAGGUCCCCGAAUAAUUAUAGUAGAGGAGGCAGCCGAGGUCCUAGAGGCACACAUUAUUGCAACAUUGAAUUCAUACUGUGAACAUCUCAUUUUAAUCGGCGAUCAUAAGCAAUUAGAACCGAAACCUGCGGUAUUUGAACUAGCUAGAAAAUAUCAUCUAGAUUUAUCACUGUUCGAGAGAAUGAUAAAUCUAGGAUUACCAUAUGUUUGUCUUGAGAGACAGCAUCGUAUGCGUCCGGAAAUCUCGCAGUUGGUACGUCCUGUUUACAAGAAGCUGGUAGACAAUGAAAAUGUACUAGAUUACGAGAACGUCUUGGGUAUUGAAAAAAAUGUUUAUUUUGUGUCACACAAUGCUGAAGAACUUAAGAAAGAAGACACCCAAACAUAUUCAAAUGACUACAAGGUGUUGUACAUCGAACGCCUAACGCGAUAUCUUUUAAAGCAAGGCUAUAACACAAAACAAAUUACUAUCCUCACACCCUACUCUGGACAAAUGAUUAUGAUACGAAAUCGUAUGCCAAGGAGUGAAUUUGAAGGAAUUCGAAUUUCAAUUCUUGAUAAUUAUCAGGGAGAAGAAAAUGAUAUUAUUCUCCUUUCUCUCGUCAGAAGCAAUAGGGAAGGAAAAAUUGGUUUCCUCGAUAAAGAAAAUCGGGUAUGCGUGGCAUUAUCCCGAGCCAAAAUUGGUCUGUACGUCAUUGGCAACUUUGAAUUCAUACAGAAAUAUUCUUACAAAUGUAAACUGUGGACAGCUGUUUUAAAAACAUUAAAACAAAGUGGAGCACUUGGAAAAGGAGUUCCGUUAGUCUGCAGAAAUCACAGAUCAACAUGCAUACAAGCUGUAAAUCUCGAUGACUUUGACGAAGUGCCCGAGGGAGGAUGUUCCCUCAAAUGUGAAUUUAGAUUGAAAUGUGGGCAUGUAUGUAACUUAUACUGUCACCCAAGGGACCCUCGUCACAUAGAAAUAACAUGCAAUAAACAGUGUCAAUGUAAAAGGGGUCAUGACUGUAAAAAGCAAUGUCAUUAUCCCAACGAUUGUGAGUGCAGCAUAGAAGUAGAGAAAUGCCUCCCUUGCAAUCAUAUGUUUGUAAUGGCUUGUCAUAUUAACCAAGAAACCAUUAGAUGUAAAAUACAAGUAUGUAAAGACCUUCCCUGUGGACACAGAGGUGUAAUGUGUUGUUUUCAAGACCCGAUACAACAUAAAUGUGAUGUCUCGAUUCAAAGAAUUUUAAAAUGUGGCCAUCAUUGUAUGCUUCUUUGUCAUGUUGAUCAUGAAAAAUAUAAAUGCAAGGAGGUCGUUGUUAAGAGACUUCCAUGUGAACAUGAAGUGGAAAUGCAUUGCAGUGAAAGUCCGCAGAAAUAUAAAUGCAGAGAAAUGGUGAAGAGGGUUUUGAGCUGUAAACAUGAAAUAAAGCUUGAAUGUCAUGUUGAUGUUAAAAAAUAUCAGUGCAAACAAAUGGUCACUAAAAAACUCAAUUGUAGGCAUGAAGCCAAGUUACCAUGUUACAUGAGUCUGAUAGGUUACAAAUGCGUAGAAGAUGUCACAGAGAAAAGAAAUUUGAGAUUUUUGCACAGAUCAUCAUUAACCUUGGCAAUUGCUUUGGACAUAAAACGCAACUGUAAUCAUUUCUAUACUAGAAAAUGUCACGAACUGCCAAGUAUGUAUCAGAAAAAGAAUCCUUGCCAAGAACUUGUAAAGAAAAAACUGAAUUGUGGACAUGAAAUUGAAAUCGCUUGUAAUCAACAGCACGAACCAAUCCUGUGUAUGGAAACGGUAAUGUCAAAAUUUAAUUGUCAUCAUGAGAAUGUGCCUGUUCCAUGUUACCAGAAACACAAUGCACAAUGCCAGUCAAUGUGCGGUAAAAUGUGUACAGCGGAACAUAUAUGUCAUCAAGGAUGUCAUCAUCCAGAGCCCUGUGUGUGCACAGCUCGAGUGAAAAAGGAAAUGCUCUGUGGCCACCUGUUAGAUGUUCAAUGUUGUGAGGACAUUUCACAAAUAAAAUGUGAAGAACCGGUAGAGAAAAAGUUAACCUGCGGACAUGUCAAAACUUUACCUUGCAACACAGAUAUCGAAGACGUUAACAUACAGUGUGAAGUUCAGGUUCUAAAAAAGCUAAAAUGCAAUCACUCUCUUGAAAUACCAUGCUAUGUAAAUCCUUGUGAUGCAAGCAUCAAAUGUUGGAAAGAAACAACGAAAACAAUACCAUCCUGUGGACACAGUGUACGCAUUGAAUGCUGUAGAAACCCUGCUGAUGUAUCAUGCAAAGAAAAGGUAAAAAUCAUUCGACUAGAUUGUCAACAUGAGGAUGAAAUAUUCUGCUUCCUGAAAAAUUUUAGUGGCUUUGAACUUUCCAGAUUUUCACCGUGCAAAACCAGCGUACUUGUAAAAUUAGCGUGCGGACACACAUCAUCAGCAAUAUGUUCAGAACAGGAAGCCGAAAACAUUCGUUGUAUGCAACCAUGCGAAACUGAUCUUUUAUGUGGCCACACUUGUCAGGGGUCAUGCCCAGAAUGUGAAAAUAAUUUUCAACACAAGGAAUGUGAAAAGGUUUGUGAAAAGUUUCUUAUAUGUGGCCACCAGUGCUUAAGUAGUACGUGUGGUUAUUGUGGACCCUGUUCUGGUAUAUGCAGUCUCGGAUGUUGUCAUCAUGCUUGUGUCCAUCCAUGCUUCCAAGUAUGUACAAUGUGCAUUAGACCAUGCGACUGGAAAUGCAUCCAUUACAAAUGUUCUCAGCAAUGUUUUGAGAUUUGCAAUCGUGCAAAGUGUAAUGAAAGAUGCAAUAAAAAGUUGAUUUGUGGUCAUCAAUGCAUAGGCUUUUGUGGAGAUCCUUGCCCGAGACUUUGCAAAAAGUGCAACAAGAACGAACUUGGGAAGAUUUCAAUUGUCAAAUCAACUGUCUUUGUUGAGCUUCAAGACUGUGGGCAUAUUUUUGAUUCCAAAAGUAUUGAUGAUUAUAUGGAAAGUUUUGGCGAUUUUUUCUCUAUAAAACGAUGUCCAAAAUGUUCUACGAUUGUGAGGUGGCACCCACGUUACAAUGUUGAACUUAAGAAGCAGAAACUCGCACUUAAUAUGAUUAGAAAUCAGGUAGAAAGAACAUCAGUAAAGCUAAUCUUUCCUGCUUUUCCAGCUCUUAUCAGUAACGGGGAAGAUUGCUUAAACUAUAUUGCAAAAUUUGGAACUUUUUUGGCUGCAAAUGAAAACUCUCUUUUGCAGACAAAUACCGUGUUGUUUUCAUUUGCCAAAUCCAUUUUAACAUCUUCAAGAUAUCUGAUGACGAGAAAACAACCAGGAAAUCAGACGUUUGAAAGUAUAUAUAAAAAGAUGAAUACUGUAAGUGCUUUAUGGAAAUUCUUUAGUGGAACCCUAUAUAACGUUUAUUUUGAAAAAAAUGUCAAAUUGUCACACACAGACUUAAGUUCUGAGAAUAAGGUCACUGAUAAUGAACCAGUUUCUGCUCUAGAUGUGGACUCGAUUUAUCAACAGAAACAACGUCUACAUAAUGAACAACAUUUUUGUGAAAAAUAUGAAGAUUUUAAACAAAACGUUGAAGACAUACAAAAGUAUUUUGUAAAACUUAAAGGGGAAAAUAGCGAAUGUACAGAAGAUGUUCUAGAAAGGUUACAAUAUUUCAUACCAUUUCUUACAAGUAUUGGUAAAGCAUGGACACAGGCUGCGGAUAAGUUUCCGAAACUGACUGCAGUUGUUGAUAUUCACGCUAGUACCUGGAAAAUCUGUAUUAAUGGUCAUCCCUUUUCAAAGAUGAAGGACAUGGAUAAAUGUUUAUUUGAUUGCAGGCAUGAUGGAGUUUUUCUGCAACCUUUGCAGCAAUUGCGCGGAAAAGGGAGACCACAACAAAGAGAAUACCACAUUGGACAAGGAGCUAAGCUAAAAACAAGAAGAAACAAAGAGACAAAUGUUGUUCAUUUGAAAAUCCCUGAAGAGGAAUUGUGGAGUCCAAAGCACAAAAACGAUGCACACGGAAAGGGUCAAGAACUUAAACAAGGAUAUUUACCAUUCAAUCCUAUCAAAAACAAAGGCCAGGAUGAAGAAGAAAGAAAGAGAAAGCGUUCAAACAAGCGAAAAACAAAAAAUACAAAUUACGCUCCAUUUAUUUUCGAAAAUCAUGUAGGAAGGAUACAAGAACGAAGACAAACGACCAAAAGGGAUACCUUAACAGGAUUCAGUAGUGGUCAGAAUAAUAAUUCACCCAACAGACCCAUCCAACUGGAAGAUUUUCCGGUUUUGGAAAAAAAGGAAACGCAUAAUCAAGGAUUUCAACCUCAGACUUUAAUCUGAGAGUAAGCCUGCUAUGGAUUUUAUGUCAUUGUUUAAUCUCUAGCGUGAAAACAUCAAGAACAUUGUUUAAAAUUAAAAAGAGAGAAAAGGAAAAGUAUUGCAAGAAGAAAGACAAUUUGAUUUUAGAAAUUAAUGAUGAAUUAUGUGACGAGACAUUUCAUUAAGUUAAGAAAGACACAUUAUUUCUGACGAUUUUUAAACAUUACGUAUCAGGGUUAAAAAUAUUUUUUUUUUAAAAUAUAAACAAA